Helianthus annuus (common sunflower) is the source of this 1522-nucleotide messenger RNA. RefSeq names its product probable polygalacturonase At3g15720. Gene Ontology annotation, molecular function: polygalacturonase activity. The transcript has 10 exons. Gene Ontology annotation, biological process: carbohydrate metabolic process. Bases 79 to 1308 code for a protein of 409 amino acids. Lineage: Eukaryota; Viridiplantae; Streptophyta; Magnoliopsida; Asterales; Asteraceae. The record is from RefSeq and is a predicted model, not a curated record.
GAAAAAAAAAAUUAUCUAACAUAUUCUCAAAUCUACAGGAAGGGGUAGUGAAACACUAAAGCAGAUUCACCAGCUUCAAUGGCUUUCACAGGAAAGGGUUUCUUGGUGGUAGUCUUGUUCGGCUUUUCUUACCUAUUGUUUAGCCUGGAAAUCGCAAGUGCGGCGACUUUCGAUGUAACAUCUUACGGUGCAAAGGGCGAUGGGAGUACAGAUGACUCUCAAGCUUUCCUUCAAGCAUGGGCUGACUUGUGUGGUGAUGAUUCGACAUACCCAACAUUAAUCAUACCAUCAGGCAUGACAUUUUUAAUAAGCCCGCUGACAUUCGAUGGUUCGUCAUGCAAAUCCCUUAAUAUAAAUAUCAAGCUUUUGGGCACUAUCACUGCCCCAAAUACACUCGAUGGAUGGAAAGAUUGUGUACACAGACAGUUUUGGAUAGUUUUCGUAGCGGUGAAAGGACUCACCAUUGAUGGACCUGGCCGAUUUGAUGGGCAAGGCUCGACCUGGUGGAGGAUAAAGGAGAAAACUGAAACUUGUGAUCGUCCAACGGCUAUACAUUUUAAUGGGUGCCCGGGUCUUCGGCUGAAAGGCACAACACAUAUUAACAGCCCAUUUCUUCAUAUUAGUAUCAAGGAAUGCCAAGAUGUAGAUAUCGGAAAUCUUCAAAUCAAAGCACCUGGAAACAGCCCCAAUACUGAUGGGAUUGACAUCAGUGAUUCUUCACAUGUUAAUAUUCAUGACUCUAAUAUUCAAACUGGUGAUGAUUGUGUGGCUAUAAACGGUGGCGUCGUUGAUAUUAAUGUGACAAAUGUGUGGUGUGGACCUGGUCAUGGCAUAAGCAUCGGAAGCCUUGGGGAAAAUGGGGGUCAUGACACCGUUGAACAAGUCCUUGUACAAAACUGUAACAUCACAGGAACCAGCAAUGGAUUACGAAUCAAGACAGUGCCGAAUGGGACCGGAUAUGCUAAGGGGAUCCGAUUUCAGGACAUUAAUCUCGUUAAUGUCCAAAAUCCAAUCAUAAUUGAUCAAUAUUACUGCACCCAUUCUGGUAAUGUUGUUUGCCCACCACAGUCGUCGACAAAAGCAGUGCAAGUGAGCGAUGUGACAUAUACGAAUAUCUACGGAUCUUCAGCAUCAAAGUUUGGGAUUGUUUUCAAUUGCAGUGAGAUAUAUAAAUGUACUAAUAUCGUGGUAAACAACGUACAUAUUACUGGAGAUGCAGAUCUUGAUACUGGAGGUGAAGAUCUAGCUUACUGCAAAAACGUUCAAGGAGAAUUUGUUGAUACCACUCCAAGUGUUAGCUGUUAUUAGAUUCAUGCUGCCCCAUACAUAGGAAUGUUAUCAAAGAAUAGAUACAGAGAUUAUUGAUUUUAUAAAGCUAGGUAGUUACUUUGAGAAAUAAGCUGCUUAAAGAUUGCAGCUUUAAAAGCUCCAAAAAAAUGAGAAACUUUAGACAGUAGAAAUGAAAGAUAAUGUUUAGAUAUUUUAUCAAAGGGGAAUAUAAAUUAAAGGCCUUUUCCAAUCU